AUGGAAGAAAAACUAAAUCAUAAAGCCUUUCAAUCGAAAGGGAAUGUACAUGAAUGUAAAAUAUGUGCUAAAAAAUGCAGUACUAAAUUCAAUUUAAGCCGACAUUCAAUUAUUCAUACACAUGAGAAACCGAAUUUGUGCGAGAUUUGUGGUAAAGCAUUUAAACAAAAAAGAACUUUGGAAGCGCAUUUGCUCAUUCAUGCAGGAGAAAAAUCUUUUGCCUGUGAUGUAUGUGGUAAAUCUUUCAUUCAAAAAAGUAAUUUAAAAACUCAUUUGCGUACUCAUACUGAUGAAAAACCUUAUAUCUGUGACUUCUGUGGCAAAGCAUUUUCUGACAGAAGCAGUUUUAAAAGACAUCUACGAAUUCAUACGGAAGAGAAACCUCAUAUCUGUGAUGUAUGUGGUAAAACUUUUACACAGAGAGGUCAUUUACAAAGACAUUUACGUAUUCAUACAAAAGAAAAGCCUUAUGCCUGCGAAGUCUGUGGCAAAACGUUUGCGCAUAGUAACCAUUUACAAGAACAUUUACGUAUUCAUACAAAAGAAAAACCUUAUAUCUGUGACUUCUGUGAACAUUUACAUAUUCAUACAAAAGAAAAACCCUAUACCUGCGAAAUUUGUGGCAAAUCGUUUUCGUGGAGAAGUUCUUUAAAUAUGCAUUUACGUAUUCAUACAAAAGAAAAACCCUAUAACUGCGAAGUUUGUGCCAAAUCGUUUUCGCGCAGAAGUUCUGUAAUAAGACAUUCAAGUACUCAUACAAAAGAAAAACCCUAUACCUGCGAAGUUUGUGGUAAAUCGUUUUCGCACAGAUUUAAUUUAAAAAGACAUUUCAGUACUCAUAGAAAUGAAAAUCCGUAAUCCUGCGAAGUCCGUUAAGAAACUUUUUAUGAUAAUAGCAAUCUAAAAAUCCAUUUAUAUAUUCCUUCAACAGGAAACUCAAUAAUGUCUUGGAAUGAGUAGUAACGAAUUUAGUGUAAAAAUAGAUUAUGGACACUUACAUAACUCAUUUUAAUUAAAAACUCACAUAAAAGAAAAUUAAGGAAUUCCCUUAAAAGAAAAACUUUGCAUCGAAUUGUAGAAAUUUCCUUAGAAUUAAGAACUUAUA
Molecule: messenger RNA, 1105 nt
Organism: Argiope bruennichi
Lineage: Eukaryota; Metazoa; Arthropoda; Arachnida; Araneae; Araneidae
Product: gastrula zinc finger protein XlCGF8.2DB-like
Exons: 2
Coding region: 1-858 (285 amino acids)
Source: RefSeq, a predicted model, not a curated record